Messenger RNA from Carassius auratus (goldfish), 4126 nucleotides. RefSeq names its product dynein regulatory complex subunit 2 (gene drc2). Gene Ontology annotation, biological process: axonemal dynein complex assembly; cilium-dependent cell motility; regulation of cilium movement. The record is from RefSeq and is a predicted model, not a curated record. Gene Ontology annotation, cellular component: axonemal dynein complex; axoneme. Lineage: Eukaryota; Metazoa; Chordata; Actinopteri; Cypriniformes; Cyprinidae. The transcript is spliced from 9 exons. The coding region runs from base 1496 to 3103 and encodes 535 amino acids.
GACGUGCACAUUUUUUUUUACCAAAUGUGGAGGUAUAAUUAUAGCCUAAUAACCAAAUGUGUAGAAUCAUUCCAAUCACCUUCUAAUAUCGGUUUGUUGAUGACAAAAUAAUGAAAAACCUGUUAAAUCUGCAAUAUGACACAGAACAGAAGACAAGUGAGAGAAUGGCACACGGUGAAACAGUCUGUUAAAAGGCCAGCCAUCCAAGCAAGAGACAGCAGCUCUAUAACAUCAGCUAGCUUAAGCAGAUAAUAGCUCUCAACCAGGAACAGAUUCUAAGCUUUGGUCAGGAGAAGCCCUUAAGAGGGACGGGAAGAAAAAGGAAAGAAAAAUACAUAACAAAGGCACCUAAGACACAACUAGAUGGGAAGUUUCUUUUCAUCAGUUCAUGUGAUCAAUUAAAUUGCACUUCUCAUGCUUUUGUUGACUAAACACAAGACACAAAGAAGAAAGGAAUAAAUCUUUCCCCAGCUAAAAUAUUUAAAAUACUAAUCAAUUAAGUGCUUAUUUAUAUACCAUAAGAUCAAUAAUCUAUAACUUAAAGCCACUAAAACUAAACUGACCUAUUGAGAAAUGUAACUUAUAUCCCAGACAGCAGCAUAGUGUUGGCCCAGAUCUGGCCCGCAUGAAAUCCGGGAUGAUGUGUGCUCUCACUCUCAGACAAAAGUCCAUUUAUUAGAACUCAACAGUUCAGAAACUGAACGCAUCUGUAAUCCUGGCAGUGCUUUUUAGCAGACAGCAAGAAAAUGCAAAAUUUUAAAAGCAAAACAACUGAAAAAUCUAAUUGUACCAGGAGGCCUAUGGUGAGUUUUAUGGUAAAAAAAAAAAUAAAAUAAAAAAUGGCAGAAGUUGCCAAAACUAUGUUAAUCACAUUAACAUAAAAUGCAGUUAGUUUAAUGUGCUAGUCAAGUAGUAGAAAUUGUUGUUAUAACAUAUUUUGCAUGUCAGUCAACUGACUAAAAGCAGUGGUCUAUUUUUAUCUAUAAUCUGCAGCGACAACAGGUUACAAAGAUCAUAGGUAAUUACUGUAAGCUUGUGUUUUAUGUAGGCUAAGUACAAAGAUAACAUACAGAAUCACAAAUAGCAGAAUGAUUCAGCUCCAGGAAUGCAACUGUUUUAUUAGGCUAUGUAUUUUUAAUAACAAAACAACUUAAUGUUAAUUUACAUAAACAGAAACCAUUUUCAAGGGUAGCUUUUAAACAUUCAUAAAGACAAACAAGCACAUACAGUAGCCUAUUAUUGCUGUAAUUAAAGUUAUUUAAAAUAUAACACUAUGAACAUCCGCACAUUUAAAGCUAUAGCUCCCUCUGCUGCUAACAGCUAGCAUUACCUUUAGUUUGAUAUGAAUGCCUUUAUGCAUGUAUAACUAAUAAUCAAUUAAAAAUAAUAAUAAUAAACAUUUUCCACGUGAGCAAAACGACUUCAUGAAAGGUUCAUAAUCGUCCAGGCUUUUAAAACUAAUUAUUAAACUAAAUUAAUUUCUGUGAAGUGAAACAUGCACGCGCUCUACUGGAUCGAUUAUGGCAGUGCAGUAUCAUUGGCGCAGAAGCCUUCAUUUUGGUUGCUAGGAAACAGUCAACAGUCAGAGCAAGUGCGUGUGGACGUCGAAGGAAAUACAGCAAGCAUGCCUAAAAAAGCAGGGAAGAAAGGAGGCGGGAAACUAGUGGGGAUGACAGAAGAGGAGAAGCUUCUGUACAUGCAGCAGAAGGCUCAAGCUGAGGACGAGACGGCCAAGAGGAAAGAGGACAUGCUCACACACUUCCUCAAGGAUAAACUGCAGAAAGAGGAGAGAAACAGCGUACUGAAUCUCCAUAAGCUGCGGCAGCUAUGGCGCUCUGUUUUAACACAGACCAAGACAGCAGAGCUACGCAAUGACAUGUCAGUGCUCAGCCAGAACUUUGAGAGAGUCCUGGACUACAAAGACAACAUCAUUAAGAGUUUGGUGGUUGAUCUGUCUGAGAGGGAGCAGCAGUCAGAGCUGGCACGCAGUUCUCAUCUGCAGAACCUGGACUAUCUGUUAGAGAUCCAUAGGAGUCGGCUGGCAGAACUACAGCUGAACUUCACCACAAAUCUAGAAGAACUUGGUUCAGAGUAUAAUACUGAGAGAGAGCAAAUUGUUUCAGAGCACCAGCAGGAGAGUAUGUAUUUGGAGAAGGUGAUGUUUUCCAUGGAAAAGCAUUAUGCUGAUCUUGACAAUGAGGCUAGACGUGACUACGAGAGCACUCGCAAUCAAAUAAAAAAACAGAACAAAGAGGAUAAGCAAUCAGUGAAAGAUCAGAUGGAAGGGGUGGUGGAAAAACUGUGGCGGGAACUUCAGCAGGUUUUACACCACUACAAUGAGACCACUAAAGACAGAUUCAUCGCAACUGAGUCUCUGCAGAUCAAGGAUGGACAAAGUGCUAAAGAGAUUGACACGCAUAAAAAGCACAUUCAGAAGCUGCAGGAGUCUAUCUUUGCUCUGCGCUGUCAGCUGAGCUCCAGUCAAAGCGGAGUAACAGCUCAGCAGCUUCAUUCAGGCCGUGAAGAGCUCGCCCAGAAAGUUCAACAUUUCAGAGUCCACCUCGCUGAGGGCCAAGCCAUCCGGAGAAAGCAGCUCACCAAACUUACCAUUCAAAGCAGCGAUGCUACUAAAAAACUGCAAGAGAUUGUAGCCAUGGGGGAAAGGUUGAUUCGUCUCUCUGAGAUGUGUAGUAAGAUGGAGACGGAGUAUGAGAAGGUUCUGCCCUUCUACACAUCCUCACUGAGUGAAGAAGAGCUGAAGAAGGAGAGAGCCAAUGCCAUGGAGCCGCCGACUGAGAAACUUGCUCAGCUAACGCUUGACUAUUUGCCUCUUGAGAAGUUCUGGCAACGGUACAAUAAGGUUCAGCUUGAACAUUUGUGUUUGAAGCGAGAGAAAACACUGCUGUUACAGGAAAAUGAACGAUUGAGGCUCUAUCUGAAGCAGUAUCUGGAUGAAGUUUCAGUUUCUGAUGAGAGUUUUCGCCAACAGAAGCUUCUGGUGGUGUUAUCUCCUUCUCUUCAGGACACCGCUGCCACUGAGAGACGCGAUCAGAAGCGCUACGUGGUCCAAGAAGCAGCAAAUAUUGUGCACAAACAGUUUUAGGGAAUAAAAUGCAUUAUGUAAUGCAGAAGUGUUUCUGGUUGCAAUUAAAAUCAAAACAUUUAGUCUGUUUAAUGCAAUGCAAUGAUUUAAUGCAAUGAUCUCAGUGAUUUAGAUUUUAGCACACUUUCCUAACAGCUUAUGUAGGUUACAUCCAGUUGCAACAGUUCUAGAGAAAAAAGUAAGGUUUUUAAUGUCCUUUCAUUGCCUAAAGAUGGCGCCAAAUCAUUGAAGAUUCCAAAAAAUUCCAUAAUUUAUGUGGAGAGUUUUGUCCUCAUUUUGUCCUGUUUUCCAAUAUUCUAAAGCAGAAAUACUAAUCAGCAAAUUUCAGUAUGUUAAUGAACAACAAUAGCAGUAAUUCUGUGUUUUGAAAUUCUAAUAUUGAUUCUAUAGAUUUGCUGCAAGGUUUGUCUGCAUUUUUGUCUGCAACUUCUUAUCAGAUACUGACCUGGAGUGAAUGUUAUCUUUCUUCUUUUACUCACAUUGACAUGACAAGAUUGAUAAAGACGCUAAUCACAAAUUUGCAUGAGGGACUUUAAGCCGAGGCAGUAUAAAUGAAUUCUCUCCACAAAUGUCUUUUACAUCAGGAAUAAAGCAAUUAUACAAUAAAAGCAAUUCAUCUCUAACUCUGGUUAAUUAUUAAUCAAGGAGUAAAGACAAAAAUGACUGAUUGGGAUGAGUUGCAUUUCAGACUCAAUGCUGCAGACAUUUUAGCCCAUAAACAUUAAUACACGUGGUUUAAAUAUUUAGCUGAUUUCACUCAGAAAUCAGUCUUUUAAAUGGUAAUAAUAUUUCACAGAUUUAUGAUAUAUUUCAGCCUUGAGAAAUAUAAGGGAAAACUUUUUUAAAAAAUCUUCCCAAAUUUUAAUUGUGGAGUAUAUUUAAUUGAAACAGGUAAUGAAUAAUAUAUGAUUUCUGAGGCAGAAUGUUUAGGCUAAACAGUGUGUGCAUAAAUUACAAAACCCCCAAAUUAUACAUUCUUGAAUGCUUUGAAAUUCUUCUAAACAUACCUAUAGAAAUACUUUU